This is a messenger RNA of Trichoderma citrinoviride, 843 nucleotides long. Its product is annotated as ribosomal protein S5 domain 2-like protein. Gene Ontology annotation, biological process: poly(A)-dependent snoRNA 3'-end processing; rRNA catabolic process; U4 snRNA 3'-end processing. The transcript is spliced from 2 exons. The record is from RefSeq and is a predicted model, not a curated record. Bases 1 to 843 code for a protein of 280 amino acids. Gene Ontology annotation, cellular component: nuclear exosome (RNase complex); nucleolus; cytoplasmic exosome (RNase complex). NCBI's taxonomy places the organism in Eukaryota, Fungi, Ascomycota, Sordariomycetes, Hypocreales, Hypocreaceae.
AUGCCUCUCGACACAUCCACAUACUCCCUCGCGCUCCUGCGCAUCGACGGCCGCCGGUGGAACGACCUCCGGCGGCUGCACGCCCAGAUUCACACGCAAGAGGCCGCGGACGGAUCGUCGUACCUGGAGAUGGGCCACACCAAGGUCAUGUGCGUGGUGACGGGCCCUGCGGAGCCACAGGCAGGGCAGCAGAAGAGGGGCACGGCCGGAGGAGGAGGCGCAGGUGGUGCACUGGGCGGUGGGCAGAAGGACGGGGCGGGCAUCGUGGUGAACGUGGUGGUUGCUGGGUUCUCGAGCGUGGACCGGAAGAGGAGGGGGAGGAAUGAUAGGCGCAUCCAAGAGAUGGAGAUUACCAUCCAGAAAGCCCUGGCCGCCAACCUGCACACCCAUCUCUUCCCCCACUCGACAAUCACCGUAUCCCUCCACGUCCUCUCCCAAGACGGCUCCUUGCUCGCCGCGCUCAUCAACGCGACGACGCUCGCGCUCAUCGACGCCGGCAUCCCCAUGACGGACUACAUCACCGCCUGCACCGCCGGCUCGACCUCGUCCUACGCCGCGGGCGACGACUCCGCCGAUCCGCUGCUCGAUCUGAACACGCAGGAGGAGCAAGAGCUGCCGUUCUUGACCGUCGCCACGCUGGGUGAUUCAGACAAGGUUGCGGUGCUGGUGUGCGAGAGCAGGGUGCAGGUGAGCCGGUUGGAGGGCAUGCUCGUUGUGGGCGUGGACGGGUGUAGGCAGGUGAGGAGGUUGCUGGACGGGAUCGUGAGGGCAAAGGGGAGCAAGAUGAUCAAAGAGGGGGUGGUGCAGAGGAGUGAUUUGAUGGCUGUGAGUUUGGAGGAGUAA